AUGUCAACGUCUUUGCACCUCCUCCCUCCCCACCCUCAUACCCAAGGCCAUUCCUGCGCCACAUUCAAAAUCCCCCCGUUAGAUGGAUCACUGACCUUCCCCCAGAUGUUCGACUUUCAUGAACAGCAUUCCGCCGAUCAUCGCCUCUUCGUGUACGCAGGACAGGACGGUGCCGUCAAUACGGUCAACUGGAGUCGAGCAAGCGUAGCCAUCCGGAGAGCUGCCAUACUGGUCACGGAGUGCAUGUCCCAUAAAUAUCACCCGGCUCAUGAGAUACCGGUAGUUGCGAUACUAUCAGCCUCAGACGCCAUUCCCUAUGCAACACUGAUGAUGGGCAUCAUGCGUGCUGGCUACACCCCGUUUCCCCUCUCAGCACGCAACUCGGCUGUGGCAGUUGCUCAUUUACUCGCUAAAACCAACGUUGUGCAUAUCUUCGUGGGGCUUCAUCAGGCCAUGCAAGACUUGAACGCGGAGGCAUGCGAGAUCCUCAAGUCACAGUACAGCUAUUCUACUGCUCUGGGAGUGUCGCCCAUGCCCGUCUUCAACGACUUCUACGAUGUGGGACUCAAGGGAAACACCGAGCAAGACAUCCCAUAUGACCACCCAGGGUUGGACAAGAACAUCUUCUACCUCCAUUCUUCGGGUUCUACUGCUUUCCCGAAGCCCAUUCCUUGGACGUACCGCAGAAUGCUGCAAAUCUCUAGAGCUGUAUUCUACGGAGAGCGUGACUUGACCGGCCGCGUAAUGGCGUUGUUCGGAAUGCCAAUGUUCCAUGCGAUGGGCAUCAUGUCCACAAUAUUUGCUUGCGCUUAUGGACAGGCGAUCGCUAUAACGGCGCCGACAACCUCUCCAACUAUUCCAACAAUCGAGAGCAUCAUUCAUGGCGCGAUGGCAACUAAGGCCGAUCUAAUCAUGACUGUGCCUUCCAUCGUCGAGGCGUGGUCGCACAAUCCAGAGUGGGUUAAAUGGCUUGCUACAAUUGACGGAAUCUCGUAUGGUGGCGGCCCGCUCAACAAGGAACGCGGCGAUUAUCGAGUGUCGCAAGGCGUCAGAAUCUUCUGCAACUAUGGAUCUACGGAAACUGGCGUUAUCAGUACAUUUCUGCCAGCUGAGACAGGGAUGGAUUGGGAGUACUUCCGCUUCGGGUCCUUCCUGAAUGUCAAGCUUGAUCCCUGCACCAACAAUGAAUACGAGGUCAUCAUUGUGGAGAAUGAGCUUUUACGGCCGAAUGUAGUCAAUACCAAGGUCAAUGGAGUGGACGCCUACGCGACUUCCGACCUUGUCGCGCCCCAUCCAACUCAAGAGGGCUUGUACAAGGUCGUGGGUCGCACCGAUGAUCAGAUCAUGCACAGUACCGGCGAGAAGUCGGCUUACGAUGCUGCACUAGAAACAAUGAUGAACCAGGAUCCGCAUGUCCAGGCAUCCGCUAUGUUUGGUCGUGGGCGUUUACAGGCUGGAAUUCUGAUCGAUCCCAAGCCGGAGUACAGCUUCGAUCCCUCGGACGAAGCCAGCCUUGUCGCGUUUCGUAACAAGAUAUGUCAGGCCGACGAUCUUGAAGACGAACUUGUAUGCCCCCAGCAUUCGCGCCUGUUCAAGGAGAUGAUCAUAGUCGCGAAACCGGACAAACCGUUCUCCUACACAGCCAAGGGAACCGUGCGUCGCGGAGCUGUGAUCCAACAGUACGAGGACGAAAUCGACGCACUGUACGAUAUCGUGGACGCAGGUUCCCAGUCCAGCGUUGCACCACCGGUAAGCUGGGACAUCACGACGGCAACCGACUUUGUUCGCAAGACAGUCGCCCAUAUCCUGAAACGUUGUCCGCGUGAUGGUGAUGAUCUCUUCCAGCAUGGCUGCGACAGUCUUCAGGCUACUUACAUACGGAACACGUUGCUACGCGCCGUCCGCAAGAGCGCGAAGGUCGAAACCCGCCACGUCUCGCAAGGCUUCGUUUACAGUAACCCGAGCAUCAAGCAACUCUCUGCCUUCAUCUCGUCCGUCGCGCUCGGUACUUACCAGUCCGAAGACAAUACUACAUCCUCAGCAGACCGCAUCAACGCCAUGCAUGCGAUGGUAGCCAAGUAUACUUCCGGCUUUUCCGUUCACAAGGCGGACCCCAGUGUCAAACGACGCGCCGGUGACAUCGUCCUGGUCACAGGUACGACGGGGAGCUUGGGCUGUCAUCUGCUCUCCCAGCUCGCGGCGAAGAAGGAUGUCGAGCAGAUAUAUGCUCUGAAUAGGGCAUCGAAAGACCAACAGUCGCUGCGCGAGAGGCAGCAGGCGGCGCUGCUCUCCCGCAAGCUCGAUGCGAGCAUCCUGGACUCGGAUAAGGUCGUUCUGCUGGAGGGAGACUUGACAAAGACAUACUUCGGGCUAGGCGAGAAAGUGUUUAGGGAACUUCACUGCUCUGUGACGAACAUCAUACACAACGCGUGGCGCGUCGACUUUGUGAUCAGCCUCAGCUCCUUCGAACCACAAGUACAAGGUGUGCGGGCUCUCAUCGAGUUUGCGCUCAGUUCUCCUUUACCUGAGCCACCAAGGCUCCUCUUCGAGAGCUCCAUGGGCACCCUUCAGAAUGCACCGUCAGAGGAGACUAUACUAGAGACGGCAGCAACAGCGGAGUGGUCUGUCGGCACGGGAUAUGCGGAGUCAAAAUGGGUAUCUGAGCAGAUCCUAUUCACCGCCGGCAAGAAUACCCCGCUCACGCCGCUCAUCGCACGGCUUGGCCAGAUAUGCGCCGGCCCUGACGGCGCAUGGAACGCUCAUGAGUGGUACCCAUCUAUGCGGCUGACACGACGCUCUAUCGCACAGGUCAUUGACUGGAUACAGUCGGACCUCGCCACGGCGGCGCUCAUCGACUUCCACAAAGCGUUAAGCCCAACUGGCCUUGUCCACCUCGUGCACCCGCGCCCAAUUCCGUGGCACGACCUCGCUGUCGCCAUCUCCGCCGAGUUCGCCGUCCCGCUCGUACCCUUUGCCACAUGGUUGGCCAAGCUCGAGGAGUACGCCGCGGCUCAAGGAGAAACCACUGGUGCUGCGAGGCUGCAUGCACUACACCUGCUCCCGAAGUUCCGCGAGAUACGGCUGCAGACGGACAAGGGGAAGAUGACGUUGGGUACGGCAGACAUGGAUGUGAGUCGAGCGAAGGAGGCGUCACCGACGUUGGCAGACCCGGGGUUGAGGCAGAUAGGCGUGGAGGACGUGAAGCGGUGGGUUGCUUAUUGGCGGAAGAUUGGACUCUUCGCUCGUGCGUAAGGUGUCUGCAUGUAUUUGUGAUACAUGAAAUCGUGGGCCUGCACUACUUAGAGCACGCUGUUUGAUGACUCCAUCACGGAGGCUUACAACCGCCACCUCCCAAGGUGCUCUACCUCGUAUGUAUCUCGUCCGGUGGUCAGCACAAAUCUGCGUGGCU
Molecule: messenger RNA, 3409 nt
Organism: Fomitopsis serialis
Lineage: Eukaryota; Fungi; Basidiomycota; Agaricomycetes; Polyporales; Fomitopsidaceae
Product: acetyl-CoA synthetase-like protein
Exons: 16
Coding region: 1-3252 (1083 amino acids)
Source: RefSeq, a predicted model, not a curated record